AUGUCGAAGCUACCUCCUGUGGACAUCGAGUACGGGCUACCUCCGGCUGUUGAGACGCUCCGAAGUGGCUGGAUGUCCACUCUCCAGAGCGGUGCCGUGGUGUCCAGUGUCCUCGCGGGGAUUGAGGCGCAGCUUCUUGUGUUCUACACCGACCCCAAUAACUUCGGCAGACCUGGUGUUCACUCUGCCACCCAGAACGCCGUGAAGAUACUCACCUACGUCGCCUUGGUAUGCAGCAUAAGCGCGACCAUGAGCUCUCUGCUUCUCACCGAUGAGUUCGGGGAGAUGCCGACGCGUUCUGCUCGAUAUAGACAAGGCCGUGCCGAAGGCGGAAUAUUUGCUGGGACAGAUUGGAACUUGCUUAGGGCGUACAAAAUCCGAGCUGGUUCCAAGAUCAUCGUUUAUCACUGGCUCAUUUGCCUCAUCACCGCCUGUCUGUGCACGAUCGCAUCUACAGCCGUCUAUGCGGGGACACAGGAAGUGCUAGUAGUACGGAUCAUUGUGUCCAUUGUAGCUGGGGUAUCCGCAUUGCCUCUCUGUUGGUUCGUGGUUCCUCCUUGA
Molecule: messenger RNA, 561 nt
Organism: Peniophora sp. CBMAI 1063
Lineage: Eukaryota; Fungi; Basidiomycota; Agaricomycetes; Russulales; Peniophoraceae
Source: the annotation of a GenBank genome assembly